Molecule: messenger RNA, 31138 nt
Organism: Podarcis lilfordi (Lilford's wall lizard)
Lineage: Eukaryota; Metazoa; Chordata; Lepidosauria; Squamata; Lacertidae
Source: the annotation of a GenBank genome assembly
GCGCGCCUUCUGGCAAGCAAGCCGGGCUGCGCCGGGCGCCCUGCCGCCCCCCCCUCGCUGUGCACGCGCAAAGCCCCCCCCCGCAAGAGGGCAGGCAUUUCGGCCGCCCUUUGAAGUUUGGCCACGCGCUUCACUUCUAGAGACGGACGGAGCAGCAGCCGGACAGCCUGCGCCCAAUGCAACUCGCGGAGAAGGAGAUCAGGCGCCCCUUGGCGCUUGCAGGACCGGCCCUCCCUUCGCCGGAGGCGCGCCCGCGAAAGUUGGCGAGAGGCGGCCUUCUCCUCCGUCCCCCCCCCCGCUUCCCGGCAUGCACCCCUCGAGCCCUCCCCCCGGCCGGGCCCACCCCCUCCAGCCCCAUUUACGCCCCCGCCAGGUGGGAGCGAGCCUUCUCCCGCGGCGCCUCGGAGGGCAGCGAGCAUGGCUUCAAGGCAGCAGCUGGGUAACGGGCUCGGGGGCCGAAGGGGCUUUUGCGCUGCGCUCUCGGGCUGCGGGACGGGGAGCUCAGGGCGCUUCGGCAAGUUGGGCAGCAGCAGCAGCAGCAGUAGCAGCGUCCGCCCACCUGCGCGCGAGGGGCGCCUGGCUCCUUCGGGCUCGCUCCCGGGUUGCAAAUCCCAAGCUCGUCCGGGUCGGAGCGAGCCGUGCUGCUUCCGGAGGGACCCAGAUUUAGGGCCGCAGCGACAGAGCCCCAGUAGCCGUGUUUUUAAUAAAUAUAUAUAUAUAAAGGUGGCGUGGCUGGAAGAGUUAAAGUUUCCGUCUCUGCUGCGGAAUCGAGGGUUAGGGUAAGAGUUGCGAAAGGCUCAGGAAAGGGCCACCCAAAUUAUCAAGGAGAUGGAGCAACUUCACCCCCAAUGAAAAAAGAUUGCAGCAUUUGGGACGUUUUAGCAGGGCCGGCCCACCCAGGAGGCAAAGUGAGACAACUGCCUCGGGCAGCAGAUCCCAGGGUCAGUCCUUCUCCCGGUCCCCCCCCCCCCCCCGGUGUGGAUGUUCCCUCGCCCCUUCUUCCCUGGCAGGGAGGAAGCUGCCAUUUGGGGGUCAGGUGACCAGCCCUGCUGAUAGAAGCUUAUAAAAAUACUCAUAGGGUGGAGAAAGUGAAUAGGGCAUGGGGAGGCAACCACAGGCCCAGGGGCCAGAUCCGUCCCAAUCGCCUUCUCAAUUCGACCCGUGGACAGUCCGGGAAUCAGCGUGUUUUUACAUGAGUAGAAUGCGUCCUUUUAUUUAGAACGCAUCUCUGGCUUAUUUGUGGGGCAUAGGAAUUCAUUCAUUCUCUCCCCCCAAAUAUAGUCUGGCCCCCCACAAGGUCUGAGGGACAGUGGACUGGCCACCUGCUGAAAAAGUUUGCUGGUCCCUGGGAUAGGGGAACGUGUUUCUCCCUCUCUCGUAGCACUGGAAGUUGCUGACAUCCAACAAAGGAGAAUGUUGGAAGAUUUAUGACAGAUAAAAGGUGGUCCUCCUUUGCAUAGUGCACAAUCUAUGGAACUAUGGAACUCACUCCUGCAAGAGAUGGCAACUGUCACCAAUUUGGGUGGUUUUAAAAGACCAUUAGACAAAUUCAUGGAGAAGAGGGCACUUCUGGUUAGCCCCCGUGGGAACAGGAUGCUGGACUAGAUGGGCUCUUGGCCUGAUCCAGCAGGAUCCUCCUUUGUUCUUGUGUGGUGAAACUGUUUCUGGACUGUACCACCAAGCUGUAGGCAAAAAGUUGGGAGGGGGGAAUUGCCUAGAAAGUGCAGCGCUUUGGAGCCUAAGUUGCAAAUGUGCAAAAUAACAAAGGAGUCAUCACUGAAGAAACCUCUUGUGUAGGGAUGGCAUAAAUAAAAUAAAAUAAUAAAAUAAAACAAAUCAGUGUUUCCCAUUGUUUUGCUUCUGAAAACUUGUGCCAGUUACGUUUCUGGACAGACAGUACAAGACAUUGUAAGAAGAUGGUAAGAAAGAAAUAGUGCGUUGCUGAUAAUGCCAAGAUUGCAGGUUUGAUCCCUGUGUGGAACAGAUGCCUAGUCUUGCAUUCAAGGGGUUGGACUAGAUCAGUGCUUUCCAAACUCUGCACAUUAGUGUGUUGGCUGCAGUGCGUAGGUGUGUUGCACAAACGCUCCCCGUGCUCCUCCGAGGGCUGGAAAGGGGUUAGUUUCACCUCCAGUUUGCGAGUAAAACUGAAUUGCUGUGUCGUGAAGUUAUGCAUGUCUAAAAAAUGUGUCACCAACAUGAAAAGUUUGGAGAGCUCUGGACUAGAUGAUCUUCAGGGUGCCUUCCAGCUACAAUUCCAUGAUUCUGUGACAGGGCGGCUCCACUGCGCUGUGCUUCCAUGUGCACUCUGUGCCUUGACCUUGAAGAGGUGCUUUGUGUAUGUGUGAACCUUUGAUAAGGAGUGUGGAAAUGGGCUUCAGCAUCCUGCCUUCUUCCUUGGGGCUGAGCCACACAUGAUAUGUGAGAUCUGUGAUCAGAUUCCCCACCUUUUGUUGUUUAAUUUUAAAAUGGGAACAGAAGACUCAAACUUUCUAGGAGCCGUGCUUCAGAGUGAGGCCCUCUGGAGUUUCUUCAGUUUAAACAGGCCUUGCGCCAUGAACCUAAAGGCAUUUAGUCGGAAGGCAAGUCCAUUUAUGUGACUGCAGCUUAUUUCUUUGCUACAAUUAGCAUGUUUGCUACAUAUCUUUCCUCUGAGGAGCUCAAGGCGGCCUGCCUGGUUCUUCCUCUCCCCGUUUUUAUCUUCGCAGCAGCCCCUGGCGCAAGGGAGCCCAGUGAGCAUCGUGGCUGAAGGCGAACUGGAACCCUGAUUUCUCAGGCCUCCCACCACCACGCCACACUGGCUGGCUAUAAAUUAUUCCAUAUAAAUGUGUUUAGGAUUGCAACCUUGCACUUUGAUCCUAAACAUACCUAUAUAGAAAAUUUCCGCUGUCUGCUUCCAAGUUAAGAGUGCACACGACUGCAGCCUUAUUAUGCAUGCUUGACUCCCCGAGCUGCGCACAAGGAAAUACAAGUGACUCAUUGUGUAUUUUGGGGUUCUGCUACAUGCUAACAGUCUUUUUAAAAAUGCUGAUUAUCUUUUGCUUUCCUUCUAGCUUUAUUCAGUGUCUCAGACAAGACCGGCCUAGUGGAAUUUGCAAAAUGCCUCAGUUCCUUGGGUUUGGGUUUGGUCGCUUCUGGAGGAACCGCAAAAACCCUUCGGGAUGCAGGCCUGAACGUCAGGUAAAAGCUGUUUGAAGGUUCACAGAAUCAUGCCCCAGAUGAAGUGUUUCAGAGUAAUUGGCAUUGCUUGCUUCUGCAUUGCAAACUUGAGAUUGGGUUUGCCACUUCACUUGUUAACGUCAAACCAUGGAUUUGUUUCAUAGAAACGAGCUCUGUGAUUCUGUGUUUCCUGUGCAAUCCCUUCAUCCACUCCUUUCUUAGUUACGUGCUAGUUUGCAUAAAUCCAUCGUUUUCUGUUAGUUUGCCAGUUUGGGUGAAGUGGCAGACUCUAGUCAGUUCAAACCAGAGAGUAAGCAAAUUUAAGUAAAUCUCUGCAUAUUGAGCUGACAGAUCCUAGAUGAUAACUUAAUUUCCUUUGCUGUGUGCUGUCCCUGUUCUCUGGGAUUUUUCUCACGUUGGACUUCUGUCACAGCUUGAACAGAAAUCCUUAGCUCGGCGUCACAGCACCUGCGUUGCAUAAAGAAGAUCCCAGGUUCCAGCCCCAGGAUCUCCAGCCAGGGCAGGGAGUAUUCCCUGCCUGAAACCCUGGCGAAGGUGCUGCCAGUCAGAGUAGACUAUAUUGAGCCAGAUGGACCUGUGAUGUGACCUGGUAUAAAGAUUCAAAGGACCUGCAAAUUAGUGUUGUGCAUAUAUUUUUGCCUCGGUUUCUUGUAUCCUGCAAGUAUUCAUGUGGGGGUAUGUGAAAAAGGAGGCCAGUACAAGACUUUGAAGAAAUGUUCAUGGGAGAGGGAUGAGAGGCUUCCAUUUUUACAUUUAUUUACAUAUGAUGGCAUGUAUGUUCUGCCUUUCCUUCAUGGUGACGUAUGUCGUUCUCUCCUUUCCCAUUUUGUCCUCAUAACCUUCUUCUCUGGGCAAAGCAUGGACUAUACCACUGAGCUCUCCACCCAGAUUUCUAAAGGUGUGGUUUGUUUCCACAUAAAAAUGGCUGCUUUGAAAUAUAGUCGUAACUUGGAAGUCGAACAGAAUCCGUUCCGGAAGUCUGUUCAAAAAGCUUGAAAACUGAAGCAUGACUUCUGAUUGGCUGCAGGAAGCUCCUGCAGCCAAUCAGAAGCCACAGAAGCCCUGUUGGACGUUCGGCUUCCGAAAAUAGUUUGCAAACCGGAACAGUCAUUUCCAGGUUUGCGGCGUUCAGGAACCAAAAUGUUCAGGAACUAAGCUGUUUGACUUCCAAGGUACAAGACAAGGUUGCUUUUCUUUCUGAAGAUGGACUUUAAAGUGGGGGGAGAGAGUGUAAUGUUGUCUUGAGUUUAGAAUCCUUUAAAUUCUUUGCUCAAUAGCCUUUCCCGGUGAAAUUUACUUUAAUUAGAGGAAAGGGAGUGCAUUAUUUGGCUGUGGUCAUGUGAAAGGGAACUAAUGCUUUUUAGAUGUCUAGAAAGGCUUUCUGAAAUGAGCAGUUGAAAGCCUUUCUGUCCCUUUUCAUGUAAUCUGUCAUCUGUUUGAGGCUGUGUGCCAUUAAGAGAAGGAAAUCCAUUAAGAUAGGCAAGCAUUAAACAAAAUACCCAUUCAAGACCAUGAUAAAGGAUUAGUCCAAGAGGAGGCAACACGUGCCUCCCAUGGACAUUUCCCUGGGCAAAAAGUUCAUAUUUUCCAACUCCGGUCUUUACUAAGUGAUUUUUGGUCAUCCUGUUGUACCAUGCAAAGUAUGUAGUAUUUCUUAAAAAGAAAGGUGAACAGUGGUGGAACCGUAAUGCGCUGGAGAGUGUGGAGCUGUGCAUCAUGGGCUCAAUUCCUGAGCAAUUUGCCCCAUGAUGCUUUUUUUCUUCUCCUCAGUUUCCAGUAAAUUUCAGUUUAUCUUCCCACCAACCUUGUGGUGUAGGCCAGUGUUUCACAGAGGGGCGAGGAAGCUGUCAAGUUGCCAUGGAUAGCUGUUGUAUCUAGCUCUAAAUGCAGACUUGGGUUUUGGGGUUUUCAUGACUGGCUGCAAAGAAGUUGGGUAAAAAAAUACUAAAUUUUGCCUUUACCUUGGAAAAUCAUACAUUGUUUAGAUUAAGAGGAGCUCUGUUUCUAGGAGCUCAGACAUUUUACUACAAGAACUCUUUUUACUUUAUACCCAAGACAUUAUCAUGACUGUACAGAGAACCUGUGGCUAAGGAGGUACUUUGCUUAUAUUCAGGAGAGUUUAUUCAAAUUCUAGCUUGGAAACGUUGGGUGACACUGAGUAAAUAAUCCUUUUUCAGCUUCCAUAUUUCACCUGCACAUUUAAAGUAGUGAUUUAUCACAGCAUCCUUGUCAGGCCAAACAAGGCUGGCCAAGCCAAUUCAUAUAUAUGCUACAGUGACUGCCCAAAAUUCAGUGGGUAUCCACAUGGUCAGUGCUGGCAAUCCCUGUUGCAUUUUGUGAAAAUAAGCAUGUGCUUCUUGACUUUUUGACAUUCAUUUAGGCAAUAGUUGCUGCUGCAUUUUCAGACAUAGACAGAAUAGACAUUCAUAUUGGAUUGUCAACAUUCAUGAAAUAAUUUUUUACAUUCACCAAUUUUUGGAUGUUCACUAGAACAGAUACAUUAAAAGUGUUAUUUGAUGGAGAGAAGAAGAGAUGAAAAGAAUCUUCUACCAUGUGUUUCAUAUUAACCAAAUACCUAUUAUACCAUCUCUAUUGGCAGAUCGGUCUUUUAGUCAAACAGUUUAUUGCACCGAAGGAGUACUAUAGAAAUAAAGUAACUGACUUCUGACUUUCUUCUGUUUCUCUAUCACUCUCCCCCCCACCCCUUUGCACAGAGAUGUUUCUGAUCUCACUGGCUUUCCGGAAAUGUUGGGAGGGCGUGUGAAGACCCUUCAUCCUGCUGUUCAUGCAGGUAGGUUGGUCCUAACGUGCUUCUGUUGGCUGUAUUUUAUGGAAUCUGUGUGGCAUCUGGGGAAAGGUGGAUCUGCUGAAGUUGCACAUCGUCUAAAUCAUGGCGGCGGGAGGGGGGGCGGUGAUUUAUGGCCUCUGGUCUCACUUUAUGCCAUCCCUGACAACACUUAUUCCAGAUUAGUCAAGGCUUUUGCUUCUGGCUCCACCCAUCAUCGGCUCUGGCCACUUCAGCAUGCAAUCUCAGUAGAUUACUCGUUGCCAGGGAAAAGGCUGCUUACCCCAUUUUCAAGCUUUCCUCUCACAGAGGUGAUCCACUUGGGUCUGGGCUGUUUUGCUCCAAGCUCCGUAUGGGGACCUGCAUCCCUGAAUGCGUCCUCACAGAAUAAUUCCUUCCCCAUAGAAAUAGAGGGUGCCGCCCCUCUCCCUGAGAUCCAGUAUUGUGUGUGUGUGUGUGUGUGUGUGUGUGUAGAAACUGGAAUUGGGCCUAAAUACUGUGCAUCUUCCUGGAGGAUAAUCUGUGAGCCUUAUUGAGGCCCAUGAUUCUGACUACAGUGGUACCUCGGUUUACGAACUUAAUCCGUUCCGGAAGUCCACUCUUAAACCAAAACCGUUCUUGAACCAAGGCGUGCUUUCCCUAAUGAGGCCUCCUGCCGCCAGUGCCCUUCCACUGUUCGGCUUCCGUUCGAAGACCGAGGUAAAGUUCGCAAACCAGGACACUACUUCCAGUUUUGUGGAGUUCGUAAACCGAAUAGUUUGUUAACAGGGCUGUUCUUAAACCGAGGUACCACUGUAGCCUAUGUAAGUUUUCCACAGUGAUUAUAUGUUUGUGGUUCCUUGCUUACAACUCCUUAAAAAGAUUGGGUGUUCAUUUUAGAAGCAUAAAGUCAAAAGUUUUGUGGCUCCUUACAGCUGAAUUAAGAUUUGGAAGGGAUCACGUGCUACAGUUCUCUCAGGAUAGUGGUGUCGCUCCAAAAUGCAUUCAAGAAACUACAUAUUUGUUUAAGUCUCCCUUCCUAGUCAAAAACUGCCUUCCUCUGCAAAGGUAGAAUGUUGGGAAUUGGCAUAUCAGGGAAAGGCUAGGCUGAGUUUUCUGGGUGUCAGGGUUUUUUUGUUUUGUUUUAAGCAUAUGUGAGCUUUCAUUUAUGUGAUUCUCACCUGCGUUCUGAAGUUAUAUAGUCCCCACAGGGCAGUACUAUGUCAUUUGUCUUUAUACAUAGCUCAGCCACUUUCCUAUAACAUGAGCUUGAUGACAUGAGGGAUUCCCUUCCCCCUCCUUUUGAAAGACUUGGCGUUGUGAAAAUACGUUGGUUUAGAAAUCCAAAAAUCAAUGGCAUGUCAAAUACUGCUAGAAACGUAGGCCAGUAUUCUGUCAUAAUUUGGAAGCCUUAAAAAAUCCAGAGGCAACUUUUUCUAAGCUCCAUUCCUGUGCACAGUUACUAGGGAGUAUUCCAUUGAACCUGCUGGGUCUGAGUAGGCUUGAAUAGGCUUGUGCUGUAAGAGCAAUUCAAAGUCUGAGUCAAGUAGCUGCCUUUGAGACUUAAGGCUUCAACCCUUUAUAGACCUGGAUAGGAAUAAGCCCAGUACACAUAGUGGGUCUCACUUAGAUUUAAAAAUACUUUGGCUCAUGCUGUCUCAACUUUGAUAGCUAUAUGCUUAGACUUAACUGGGAUGUUCAUGAGUAAUAUUUGAGUAACUAGGAAAGUAUUUGGCACUUAUGUCAGUUAUGAAAUCUCUACAGGAGAAUCUGGCAUUCUCAGACUUAGCUAAUCAUACUUUGGUUUUCCUACUCCUUUCUCUAAUUCUUUUAUUCCCCCCCCCCAUUAGGUAUUCUGGCUCGGGACAUCCCACAAGAUAAAGCUGACAUGGAUAAAUUGGAUUUCAGUCUUGUAAGGUAAAAUGUUUAAAGGGUCAUUGUGAGUUAAUAAAUAAUCAUGACAUAAACCUGCAACCAAUCAAAUGUUCAUUUACCGUAGACACCAGGGCUUCUGCUCCAUAAACAAGCCUUUAUCUGUGUGUUAGAGUAAAAAAUAGGUCAGAUGCAUAAAUUUUGUGAGAUGGUGUCAUUGUCAUCAUUUUUGGAGCGAAGGAAAAAGGAGAAAAAAUAAUAGCGUAAGAGACUUAAAGGCUCUAUACUUCUAUUCAUUGUUUUAAUUUUGAAACACUGGCAAACAUACCCUUUUGAGAUUUACACAGUACUGUUUAGAUUUCAACAUGUAAGUCAACUUCAAACGUAAGAGUGCAUAAAUUCAGGGCCAGAGGCUGAGGACCCUGGGGCUGAAGACUUGGUCUGGGCACGCCCCCCCCCCACGCCCCCUUUCAGUUUUGCGCCUCUUGCCCCAUCCCUUAACUUAGAGGCAGCACAAUAAUUCCUCAGCUUCAUUCGAUUGGCCAACUUGAUGUGGGUGUGGUGCAAAGUGUGACUUUGGACGUCAAACAGAAGUUAUUCAUUAAAUGGAAAUCAGAAAGUUCAGCAUCAAAGUUAAAUAAAAGUGAUUCUUAACUGGCCAGUUUUGUGCAAAGCACAGUGGAAACGUAACGUGGGUCACUGUCUGGCAACUGGUCACCUGAUUCUGUACCAUCAGCACCCAGUGACCUGGACAGAUGACUUUUAGUGUUUUAUAUUUCUGGGCCACCUUAAUGAUACUGGGUUUUUUAACCUAAUAAAGGGCAAUAUGGGCACAAUCCAACCAAAAUAUUUGGUCCCUCUUACUGAUUUCAGAGGAGAAUUAAGCAUAUGUGUAAUGCUCUUUCCCCCAUCUCCUGUUGGAACUAGUGGGUGGAUUGUUCCCAUAGUUCUCAUUCUGUCACAAUCUCAGCAGUGUAGGUCAUCUGCUGUUUGCCCACUGCUUCCUUUCAACUGGGUUCCGUAUGGAUGAAAUGCAUGUUCCUCUUAUUUGGUGGGCUACCUGAAAACAACUUUAAGGUGAUGACCUGACUCUGGAUUGCCAGAUUGAGCCAGGUAGUGUUGCAAAGGCUGCUCCCGUCCUGCCUUUUGAACCUGCCCUUUGGAAGAGCAGCUGCUGGGGGGUGGCUGUCCUGAGUGCCCCAUGUCAGGGUCUUGUUUCUGCUUUGCUUCAGCAGGGAUCCGAUAAAUGAUUGCUUUGCAUUAGGGCAGGGAUGGGGAACUGCACCCCCUACAGAUGUUGCUGCAUUAUAGCUGCCAUCCUUGCUGGAGUCAAGGACCACAUUUUCCCUCAGAUGGAUAUGUCUGGGGUACUGCAUACCAGUGUUGCAGGCGGUGGAAGCAGAGCCACAAGUCAGCAGAGCCAGAGCUUGUAGUUGCUCCCUUGUUUGUUUCUGCCACCCUCUUAUCCCCUCUUUUCAUUCCUUCCUUCCUGUUGACAGUUCCCCCUUUCCACAAGAAAGCUUGGCAUGGGUGGGUGCAGGGAAGGAGUCUGAUUCUCAGGGAUCAUGUGUGGAGGGGAGGGGUAGCCCUUCCUUAAGCUGCCGUCCCCUAUGAAUCACACGCACACAUAUCACAGAGGGGUUUGGCUUAGCAGAGCGGGGCUCCCACUUGCAUGAACAGGAUGUCCCGCACUUUUAAAGUGGGCGGCUGUGGCCAAUUUGGGGAGAUGUGGGCUGGCUUCAAGGUGCCGUGGGCUACAUCAGCCCCAUAGCUCUGCAGUUGCCUGUCUGAAAUGAACAAUUUAAAGCCAUUCAAUCUUCUUCCUUCCAGAGUUGUAGUUUGCAACCUCUACCCCUUUGUCAAGACAGUCUCAUCUCCAGGCGUAACUAUCCCAGAAGCAGUUGAACAGAUUGACAUAGGUAAGUCAAAGGAACAUUGGUUUGAAUGGAUUGUGCCUUGCAACUUUGUGCCAGCAACUUUGGGGCUGUCACUGCUUCAUCUUUUCCUUGAAAACAGACUUCAGGGAGGGGUGUGGAAAGGGAUGCAUGUGUGCAAACCCACCACCGCUGGGUAUCCCAAUGUUUGUCUUGCAAUGCUGCAUUUCUGGCCACGUGGUGGCUUUUCUGUGACCUGGACAAGCAGAAACGGAAUUGGAAAUGGUUCCUUGGACAAAAAGGGUCCUUAAAAUCUAUUUUGUAUGUAGUAAUUAGCUGAAUUUUUCUAAAGGUUCUCUUUCCGCCAGAGAAAUUUUCAUAAAUGAUGAAUUUACUUUGAGAAGCCAGUGCAGAAACCGUUGCAUUAUCCACCUUACCCAACGAUGAAGCUUUGCUGACUCAAUGGACUUCCAUGCACACAGUGUGGCUUCGGCUCCUGUCCUGUCCCCUCCAGUCCCCCCCCCAUCAAAGUUGACUCCAGGGGGUUGAAGGACCCUCUGCAGCAUAUUUUGGAGGGAGGGAGCAUGGAGGGGAGGGAAGUAAAGAGAAGUCCCAUCAUAGUGGAACUGCACCUAUAUGGUGCAUCGGAUACAACCCAGUGGUUGUAAUACAAUCUGUUGAGUUGUUGGAAGGCUGGCUGUAGAACACAUGCUAUAAAUCCUGCAAACCCUGUGUGCGAGAGGAAAUGAGUUGUAUGUGAGAUGACUAGAUUUGGUGUGCCUGAGAUGUUGUAUAGCAAGGUUAGGGAGCCUGAGGGCCUUCAGACUUCAUUGGACUCUAGUACCCAUGACCCCAGCCAGUAUGGCCACUGGUCAGGAAUGGUGGAAUUUGCAGUCUGGCAACAUCCGGAGGACCAGGGCUUUUUUUCAACUUGGUUCCGGCACCUCCCCUGAGGGUUCUGGCAGACCCUGGAUGGAUCAGCGCAUUGCGUGUUUUUGAAGGUAGGACCUUAAGCUCCCAGUCUGUGAUGUACAGAGGAAUGGUAAUGGUUUUCCUGGCUUCCUUUUAAUUGCAGGAGGUGUUGCUUUACUGAGGGCUGCUGCAAAGAACCAUGCUCGCGUGUCUGUUGUGUGUGAUCCUGGGGACUAUCCCACCAUAGCAAAGGAAAUGCAGGCGUCCAGCGCUAAGGAUACGACUUUGGAAACUCGGCAGCAACUGGCUCUGAAGGUCGGCUGUCUGAUUGUGCGUGCUGCUUUCCCGCAACUUUUCAAGUAUGCUGGUGACUGACUAGUCUCAAUGUGCUUUCUGCAGGCUUUCACUCAUACGGCUCAGUAUGAUAUGGCCAUCUCUGAUUACUUCAGGAAACAGUACAGCAAAGGGGUGUCUCAACUUCCCCUGAGGUAUGGCAUGAAUCCACACCAGACUCCUGCUCAGCUCUACACAUUGAGGUCUAAGCUUCCUCUUUCAGGUAGGAUGCCUUGUAAGUCUGUUCUGAAUAACCUUAUAAUGGUCCUGUAACAAUGCACGCAGAUCCUCCUUUCUGAACACAGUGCGUUCCCAGGGAAUCAUUAAAUGAGCGUUUGCAUAGAAAACUGAUGAUUUCCUAUGGGAACAUUUCUAUAACCUGUGAUUUGUCAUCUCUUCCUCCAUGAUUUCUGCCUGAAACUGCUGCAGCCAAUCAGCAAAAGCCAUACAAAGGAAAAACUGAACUGCCCGAUUUCUACUGCUCUUUGAUUUCUUUGAUCUCCCUCCCUCCACCACAGUUUCUGCCCCUAAUGGCUGCCGCCAACCAGCAAAAAACAAACAAACAAGGAAGUGGGCAAACUUUGGCUGUUCGGAUAUCUGAAUCAGCCAUUCAUGUAGUGAGGUUUGGGAAUAAUCCUUUGUGCUCAGAUAACAGAUUUUUUUUAUAACAAGAGUUCUGAUAGUGGGACCUGUGUACUAGGAAACAGUUAUUUUGAAUAUACGGAACACAUUUCUACUGUAAUCUUUACAAGAACUACUAUUAGGUAGGUCAGAAUUGAUAUUUCCACAUCACAGACUGCAGAGAACAACACUUAUUCAGUACAUUCAAAACAGGUAAAAGAGGUGAGAUUAGGAGCUAUACCUCAUAAUCUUAAGCACUACAUUUCACCCGGCUCUCAGUAAUGCUACUGAUGGAGGCAGUGUGCUUUAGUGGUUGGAAUGUUGUCAAGUUCUUCAAGCCCUCAGAUGUUUCAUUCGUUGCUCUUGUUAAUGUAAAAGUGGAGGGGGACCUUCCUUCUUUCCUCCUUCCUUCCUUCCUUCCUUCCUUCCUUCCUUCCUUCCUUUUCCCUUGUGUUUACUACUGGUAGGAUUAAAAGCAAAGAGAAAUGGUUCAUAACACUUUGUUCCUAAACUGAAUGGCACCUUCCGCUUUGGCUGUUGGUGCCCCUACAUAAGAAAGGCCUUUAUGACUGAAUUUACUUUUAUGUUCUGCCUUCAGUUCUGAAUGGCUCUCCUGGGUUUAUAAACCUGUGUGAUGCUCUGAAUGCCUGGCAGCUGGUCAAGGAGCUCAAACAGGCUUUGGCCAUUCCAGCCGCAGCCUCCUUCAAACAUGUCAGUCCAGCAGGUAAGACUCUGACUUCCAAGGAUGGGUCCCGGUUAACUUGCUUGGCUUUCUCCAGCUGUGCUAUGUCUUAAAGGAGACUGUAUUUCUCCUGUAGUGCAAAGAUGCACUAAUGUCCUAUCUAGAAGAACUGAGACGCUUAACAGAAAGGUGAACUAGAGCUCUGUUGUGCGCUUCUCUUUCUUGGAGUAGCUUGUAUGCGUAGAGUUGGCAGGGGCUUCAAAGGUCCCUCAGCCCCUUACCAAUGCAGGAAAUCUACUGCUAUAGCUUCUCCAAAAAGUCACCAUCCAACACCUGCUUGAAAACCUCUAUGAGAGGAUAAUCCACCACCUUCCAAGGCCGUCUUUUCCAGUUUCAAAUAGCUUAGUCCAAGUCUUUUUGUUCUUUCUUGUAGUUUGAAUAAUGGAAUUGCGAUUUGAAGCUCAGGUUCCGAUAUUUGCAGGUGGGGAGGGCCAUACACAAAUGGUACUGCAUCUGUAGGCCUGUGGCCCUUCCAGAGGUUGGGCUGCAAAGCCCCCAUUGGCCACAGCCACUGUAGAGAAACAAAUAAUAAUUUAUAAUCAUUUAUUAUUUAUACCCUGCCCAUCUGGCUGAGUCUCCCCAGCCACUCUGGGCGGCUCCCAAUCAAGUAUUAAAAACAAUACAGCGUUAAAUAUUAAAAACUUGCCUUCAGAUGUAAUAAUAAUAAUUUAUUGUUUUUUUACAAAGCUCUUCUUACGGCCUUUACUUCUUUUGCCUACCAGGGGCAGCUGUUGGCAUACCUCUCACUGAACAGGAAGCUCAAGUCUGUAUGGUGCACGACAUGCACAACACCCUGACACCCUUGGCAUCUGCAUAUGCGCGAGCAAGAGGUGAGUGGGGACUCAGGGCAAUUUACCGUAUUUUUCGCUCCAUAAGGCGCACCUAGUUUUUAGAGGGGGCAUUCAAGAAAAACAUAUUAUUUAAAGGGAGCGCUGAGCAGAGCCUGUCUGCAUCCCAGGCUCUGUUCAGCGCUCCCUUUCACGAGCUGUGUGGAGCGUGUGUGCGGCGCUUGCAGGCUUUUCCCCGAGGAGGGAGAAGGGCAGCUCUUUAAAGGGAGCCCGGCUCUUGGGGGCUUUUCUGGGAGGUGGGGGAAAGGAUAGAGCCGCGCUUUGUCCCUUCCCCCACCUCCCGCAAAAGCCAGGGAUAGCCGCACAAAGCCUCCACAGGGCAGCGGAGGCUUUGCGCCACUAAGGCAGAAGCUAAAACAGCUAGAGGGAGCACUGCAGCGCUUGCUCUAGCUGUUCUGGCUUCUGGGGAAGACCACGAAGCCUCCUCAGGGCAGCGGGGAGCCUUCAUCCUGCUGCCCUACGGAGGCUUCGUGGGCUACCCCAGAGCUGCUCAGGAGCGCAGGGCAUCUGCGCGCAGCCUGUCCGUUUCUCCCCCCCCCCCCCAGCCCCAGGGACCACACAUUCGCUCCAUAAGACACACAGACAUUUCCCCUUAGUUUUUAAGAGGAAAAAAGUGUGUCUUAUGGAGCGAAAAAUACGGUAUAACAUUAAAAUGUGUUAUAAAAAUGUGACACCAGAUGGCGUUGUAGAGCAGAAUCCAAAGUCAAUGGCCGAUUGCCUUGGGAGCGUUUCCCCACUAUAGCUUUUGAUAAUAGUGUUUUUAAUAUCUGUAUAGAUCCAGCCUGGGUUUUCAUAUCAGGGUUGCAUCCAUGCCUUUGAUCUUACUGCCCUGUGUAGAAUUAUUGUUUUCCCUGUUUAUAGCAUGACAUUGUGGGGCAGUGGUGCCCCAUCUGUUGGAAAUGGCCCCGGGCUGGUUAGACAUUCCCCCCACAUUGUGGCUCCUGGCUACAGACAGAAGAACUCCAUGGAGAAGGGAUUCAUCUGCUAGUUAAGCAAUUUUGUUAACUUGUGGUGCUUGGCAAGUACCACACAGGUUUGGCGACUUGGUUAUUCAUGCUUCAGCGAACCACCUACAUCAAUACUGUGAUGUUGAAAAUGUGCAGUUGCUACACUGAGCUUGCUUGCCCCCUGGGUAACUUGGGCUGCAGUUAAGAAGAAACCUGCCAGAAGUCCCAAGGUAGUAAGGAGCACUGAAGGCAUUGGGACUUACUCAAAAGUAAAUGCACCUGGGAUUGAGCUGUACACUUAAGAAGCUAAAUUCUGGGAUCCCUGACUCUGGUAGGUGACCUUUCUGGUGCAAAAUGCUACUUUUCUCCCCCAGGUGCUGAUAGGAUGUCGUCUUUUGGUGACUUCAUUGCUCUCUCUGACAUCUGUGACGUCCCCACAGCGAAGAUUAUUUCCAGAGAGGUCAGUCCCCGUGGCAUUCUGCACCUCUCUGGUCAGUUGGCUGGAGUUGGCCUGACCACUGCGUGACCAUAGAGUAGAUGGUGGGUAGGGAUAAGGUGGUUGGUAGUGAUUUUGUUGCAUAUAAUUUACUUAUAAUGGGUGUUGUUCUCCCCCUGUCCUCUUGCCCUGGGAACCUGCCCUGAUCUUGAAACCCUCAGGUCUAGUAGUGUGUGGAAGGCCAGACCUUUAGGCUUGGGUUUUGCCCAUGUUGCAAUAAAGGGCAGAAGUGAGUCCAAGGGAAUGGCUGGGAGGAAGGAGUUUCUAAAGUACACAGAGGCACUGGGAAGCUUUGUUGAUCAGAACGUAAGCAUGCUGAGCACUGAACGCUGCUCCUUUGUAGCCAGAGCAAUGCCUGACUAAACCCCUGCCAUUCACCAUUAAAAAAUGAAAAAGAAAUCCCCUCUCCUCUUCACAGUCCUGAAAUAUGGACCCAGAAUAACUGCUCGCGACUGUCAGUUUUCACCAAGAGCAUAAUUUUACCCUUCACCUAAAACUUUUGGAUUCAGUUUCAGCCUGUGACCCCUUGAUUUUUAUAAAGCAGCAGAUGAGAUGGAACAACAGGGAGUCCGUACUAAUCAUUUCCCCUAAAUAUGUGCACUUCUUGGAGAAUAAAAAACAUAUUCUUGAACUGAUCUUUUCUUCCCUGCCCUUUGUUAAAUUGAUACUCCUAAGCCUUUGGACAUAGGGUUAUACCUAAAUUUUAUGUCUUUUUUUCCUGAUCAAUUCCUGUUUUAUAUUUCAUGGGAGAUAGCUAAGGCUGUUUGACAGGUUGUUAUACAAGCUGGAAAUCCCAAUUGAGAUUUCUUCUCCCCCCCCCCCAGCUGAGCGUUUGUUUUAAGUUGUGUUUUUGUGUUUGGUUUGGUUUUAAAGGCAGGCCGUCUAACAAAUCCAAGGCUGUCCCUCUGCCCCCCAAAAAGGUUCAUUUAGGACGAGGCUCCAGUCCCUCCUGCCGGGCAGAGUUAGCCUGCUUGGAUUUAGGCUUCUGUAAUUACCAGUGGAACCUGCAACAAAAUGUUGCAGUAGUGGUGGCAGGGAUCCUGUCCAGGGUGCUAGCAAGCUAGCAGUUAUGUAGUCUUCCAAAGUAUUCAGUUCAGUUCAGUUUUCUGUGCCUUUCCCCUCCCAAAUGUCAGACAGGAUUCAUUGACCACUGAAAGGGUUAACUCCUUAUUGGGCCGCUUUGGCGAUCAUUCCCUUAAGGGUCCCUUGAGCAUGCUGACACCGCCCUACAGUAGGACUGACACUACCUUAAAAUUUAGUUUGCUGUUAAGAUAUUGGACAUUCUUGGGUGGCUUAACUUUUUUUUUUUACCUUUAUUGGCAUAGGUUUAAACAAUAAAAUCAUACAAAGUCACCCAAAUAUAUUAAUAAUCCAAACACAUACAAUAUAUAAAAGGCUCACUAGCCACCGCUGAAUAAAUCAGACAACUUUGGAUUUAGCUUUAAAAAUCUUGGCUAAAUAACCCGAAACAAUCUUGGUAGUUUCGGGAUUAUCAUCCCUCAACAGGUAUUGGAUUAUAGAUUCUUUAUAAGUGGGUAUUUUGAGCUGUAAGGGAGCCACUAGGAGAUCUCUGCAAUGGGUGUCGAGAAGAGGGCAAUCCAAGAUUAUGUGACGUAUUUUAUCUGGUGUUUUCUUAAUACAGGAGCAGAAUCUGUUCUGGAAGGGGAUCUUUUGAAACCUUCCAACCAAAUACAGCUGAGGGGAAUGCCUUUGACGAGCCAACAUAAAAGCUCUGCGAUGCUAUGGAGUAUCUAAAUUGUAAAAGAAAUUAGGCAUUACUCCAUGGUGAGGCUGCAAUCCUAAGUGAGCAGAUGAGCAUACAGAAGGCUGGGAGGGGUGAAGUUUUGGGAUUUCAUGGUCCAGUAGCCUUUGCUUAAUAAGCGCGAAGAUAUGUGACUCAUCCAAUAGAAAAAGGGAAUCUAUUGCAAACGUGUGUUGUGCAUACAGGUAUCUGAUGGGAUUGUGGCUCCUGGCUAUGAUGAUGAAGCCCUCAAAAUCCUAUCCAAAAAGAAAAAUGGAAGCUACUGUGUCCUCCAGGUUAGUGUUUGAACUGCUACAGGAUAUGUGAAUAUGUCAACUGAUUUCUCUCUCUCAACUACGUCCAGAGUUCCCUGCUCCCUCCCUCAAUUUACUUUUAAAGCAUGAUAUUUAAGCAAAAACCAAUAAAGAUAUACUCAUGACAUCUUAAAACCUCAAAGUGCAAUGGCGUUUCUUAAAAUUGCCUCUUAGGUUGAGGAGACGCAUUUUAGUGAUUCCAAACUGUUUUCCAUGCUUGUAGUUUGCAAUAUAAACUUGUAUUCGGUGCAUUGAUGGUUUAAUAAAACUAUGAGAAGUAAGGAAAACCUGACAGUAAGAAAAAACCUUCAGUAAGAAAAACCUGACAAUAUGGCUGUGGUCCAAAAGGUAAUGAAUACAACAUUGCCAUCAAUUUAGGGUUUAAUGGCAUAUGGUUUAAAAGUAGUUCCUGUUUCAUAUCUCCCAAUGUGGAAGUAUUCCCUACUUGCAUAGGACCAAGCAGAUUUUGCACUCAAUAGUUCUGCAAAGAAAUAAAAUGACAAAAAUAUAGCUAUUUAUAUACAAAACCCCUUAAUCUGUGUGCUGGGGGGGGGGUAACCCAUCACAUUUUUACUCUGGAACAAGUCCCAGUGUGUUGAGUGGGGCUUGCUCCUACUGAAAUGUUUCUAGGACUGCAGUUAUAGUCACUUUAAGAGAAGGAGGCUAGAAUCCCUGAAAGAUGAAUAACACUUUGGGAAGCCGCCACACAGAAACUUUCAGCAGGUGCUGCUUGCUUGUUUUGAAGUGUGUUUUGGCAUUUGUGAGGACCAUGGAGUUGAACAUUUCUGGUAAACCUUUUGCUGGCUCCUGGUUUUCAGCAGGCGUGUAGUACUUCAUUAACAAUAAGCAAGGAGAGAAACUGUAUUAAAUCGACAUGGCAUUAAGGACAGAAUCCUGCUUUUUAGAUGGACCCAGCUUAUGAGCCGGAUGAAAACGAAAUCCGCACUCUGUUUGGAUUGCAUCUGAUGCAGAAGAGGAACGAUGGCGUGAUCGACCGAUCUCUCUUCAAAAACAUCGUCACUAAAAAUAAAAGUGUAAGUGAAGGAAAGGGUGCCUUGAUGGGAGAGCUGACUGACAAUGCUCCUGUCAGGAAUGGAAAUUAGAGCGCUACGUUGAGACCAUUUAAUGGUUCAGUCUUAACAGUAUAUAAUUGAGUGGCAGGACUCGGGCUUUGGACAUACAGCUCUCUGAUUCCAUCCUGCUUUAUCUUGAGUUGAAAAGAACAGAACACCAAGCAUCAGUUCUGAACAAUGGCAUCCAAACACCAGUCCUCUCCAAAGGCCAAUGCCCCCCCCCAAAAAAACACCUCUCCUUCGAACAAGUCCAGAAGCCCAUUCAGAACCUCGUCAUUUUCACCAAAGACAGGCAGGCACCCAACCUGUUGGUGUAGUACCACUUAAGAUCAGCAGGUGGCUCUGCAGAACACUUUGCCAUUAAUCAGAUUGCCCUUAAACAUCGCUGCUUGCCUGCUUUCCCCAGGCUUGUUUCUCUACUGCUCAGUCACUAAAUUGUCCAUCUUCACUAGUAAUACAAGGAUGCCAAGAAAUCUGGAGACGGGCUGGAGAUCCUGUAUGUAGUGAGGAUGGUAGAAGCAGAAGCCAGUUGUUCUCUGUAUUGGUGAAACUUGCUCAUCUGAAAAUCCACCUUUCCUGCUCAGAUAAAUCCUUUGGGGUGCUUGUUGGAUGUUUCCAUAACCUGUUGGGGUUUGGCCUGCAGCUGUCUUUGGGUCCAGCCCACUUCCAGGUACCUGGCCUGCUCUGCAGCAGAGUAAUCACGCAGCUUCCACAGCAAGUGGGAGUUCCAAGACUAGCACGGAGAGUAGAAAGAAAUCACAGGAAAUGAUUGAGUACAGACACAAGUCUUUACGGUCAGUUUUAAGCGUGGCUGUUACAAACUAUACAAAACAAAGCCUCUACUAGGGCCCUGAUCGAGGCAGUUUAAACUUAAUGCUCAGGCCUGGCCCUAAAAACUGCCAGACCGUCUCUCACAUCGUCACAGUUUGAGAGGAGAGUUUAGACUAAACAUCUCUUAACUGUCCAGUACAGAAGAGUGCAUGGGCAGAGACAUUCUUCACAGUGACCUUGCGCCCUGGCUUCUAGCAUCUUCUGGAAACUCAGUGUUGUUUCUGGGAAUGAAUGUCACUCCCCCCCCCGGGUCCCCAGCCCCCCUCUUCUCAGCUCCCCUCUUGGUCUCCAGGGAAGAGGCAGCAGCCCUGUCAGGAGAGAGAGAGACUUCACACAGGGCUGGUGAAGAGAUGUCACUGUCUCAUGGAGACAGCUGCCUUGCUCUGCAGGGGAAUUCUGUUAAAGACCACCUAGAUUUUUCUAGAAAAAAACAGUUGUGCCUUCAUUUUAAUUCAACAGUCAUCUAACCACUCAGGUUAUAGAAGAUAAUUGGUUUGCAGAGUGUUUAGAGUAAAGACUCAAAACAGUUAUUAAAGUAAGUGCCCUGAUCUUCAGUUUUAUGUCUUGAGUAGCGCUGCUUAGGAAGUGGGUUUUUCCUUUCCUUUUGCCUUUGCAGCCAAUUUCCAUUACUUUAAUAGUGAUACCUUCUCAGCCACCUCUCUCUUCUUGUUUCAGCUGCCCGAGCCAGCAAUCCGAGAUCUGAUUGUUGCCAGCAUCGCUGUCAAAUACACCCAGUCUAAUUCAGUUUGUUAUGCCAAGAAUGGACAGGUAACUGCUUGGAAAUGUUCAAGGGAGAUCAUCCCAUUGUACUUUCUGGCCAGAACGUCAGCUUUUGAAACUUGGUGCUGUGAAACAAAUACAAGUGCAGUGAUUUAGACAUCUUUCUGCAGGGUCUGCAGUUAAAGUUUUGCUAAGUUUCAUUUGAUACAUUCUUCCCUUCCCACCUUUUUCUAUGUUCCCUGGCUCACAGACUCCAAAAUUUCCCUUGUGUGUGUUUACUAUAUUGAAGCCAGCAGCAUAGUGGGUGAUGAUGGAUAUACAUUGUAAAUGAUUGAGGGCACAUUCUCUGCCCAGAAAACAAAUGCCUCGGUGUACAGUGAAUGUGUUUUCAAGCCAUUUACGCCACGCUGCCACUGCAGUCGUGUCUUCAUCCGGAAUCUGAGUGUGUUUUCAUGCACAAAGAGUGCUUCCUCUUCUCCACUAGGCAUUGCCAUCGUUACUCCCCCAUCAGACUUAAGAGUGCCACUUGCAUGCCUUGGAAGUGUUCCCCUUCACACCUCUUGUUUAUUAUUUUCAAGUGCAUGGCAGACCUUUCUGUAUACUUUCCAGUUCUGAACUUGCCCAGAAUUGUGAGUGGCGAUGUUGAGCUAGAAACUGUGUUUGGGAUAUUGAGUCCUGUUGAGUUGCUGCUGUCUUUUUAAAGACGCUUUGGCUUGUUGGGACCAAUCUGCUGACUUUGAAAGAGUUCUCCUGCCUUUGCAAGGAGACUCGUUUGUGGUGCCAGGCAGGCUUACUGCCGCUGCGCCAUAAAUGUCAAUAUGUCUCCCUGCAUUGAAGUGCUGCUAGGGGCAGACUGGCAGGAAAUCCUCUUGUGAGCCAGGGAAACUGUGGACAAAACGGCGGCUCCCUUGGCCUGAAAACAAGAUGAGCACCGCAACCCCAUAGUCGCCUUUGACUGAACUUAACCGUCCAGGGGUCCUUUACCUUUUUUUUAUAACUUGCCAAUUUGCUCUGCUCUCCUAAGGAGUCUAGGGUGGCAGUCAUGUGUCCUGUGCUUUAUCAACACUGUAAGCUUACAAGGUGGGAGAUUGUGGGAGCUUCCCAGCAGGUUUGUCACUGUUGCUUGCCAGGAAGGGUGAGGAGCUUGGUGCUGUGCUGGUGGUGCAGUUUUUAAUUUUGAUCUUAUUAAAGUGCUUCAGAGAAGCCUCAUGGGCUGUAGCUGCUGCUGGCCUCACAGGUCAUUUCAAGCUCAUGUCCUCCCCAUAAGCAUAAUAAAUAGGACUGGUCCAGGAACAAAGCGUGUUUGCCGCUGCUCCCUUUCAAGAACGGUGUUGAGCAUCCCUCCUUGAUGUUUCCUCCAGAGCCUUUGCAGAGGCAGCUGCAUUUUCCAUUGUUGGAGCGUUGCAAUAAUGACUGUACCAUCUGUGAUGCUGGGGAAGUAAGAGACUCCAUUCAGGUUCAAGCAGAAGGAAGACUCCUCUUUGCUACUUGGGGCAAAUGGUGUACAUUUUGAUUCUGUUUGUGUAUGGUACAUUUUGAACUGUUCUUGUUUUUCUCUGGAUGUUGGGCUUCUACCCUGCCCCCCCCUUUUUAAUGAUAGCAGUUAUAGCAACAUAAUGAGCUUUUUUCUCUGUGUCAAAAGCCUCUUAGUUGACUUCAUCCUGUGAUUUGUUUAUGUGCUCAGGGGGCUAUUCAGAGGCUGAGCUGAAAAACAAGGCGGGGGGGAGCCUCUGGAAUAAUUUAGGAUUCUAAUCCUGCUUCUGUUUCUUCUCCGGAUAAAUGAUUGAACUGUUUAUACCGUCAUUUCAGUUGACAGACACGAGGGCUGUAUUCUGUUGCAGUCUCUGCAAACAUCCCAAGAGAGUUAACUAGAAUACACUGAGAUUCUUCGUUGCAAUAAACAAGUCAUUCAGACCUGAAAUGGCAACUCUCCAUUGGGUACUUUUGAUAUACCUUGUACCUGGCUGGUAUAGUGUUGGCUGUAUAAAUGUUCAGUUGCUUUUAGCACCAUUCAAGAGCCAUUGAAAUUUGUGGCAAAUCUCCCGUAAAUCUUAAAGGAUCAGGGCCACACCCAGAAUGAACAAGCCCUUGGGCAGCCCCUUAACUUUCAGGGGUGUGUGCCAUGACUCCUCCCCCCCCCCUUGGGAUGUGCUUCAGUAUUGUCCAGCUCCUGAUAUUGAGGGCUUAUCCACACUUCCUCUUGCCCCACUCUGUUCCCCAGGGAAAAGAGUCUACUCCUUAGGACUCAGCUGAGUGCCAAUUGGAGCAAACCGCCAUUUGGGUUUUCUCUGGGUUGAUGCUGGCUCCGUUUCAGAGCUAGAGGGUUUUCCCUGGGGAAGGUGCAGGGCAGGGGGAAACAGCUCAGACCCCCAUGUUUCUAGGCACGGGACAAGGGAGAGCGUGGAGGGAGCCCUAAGUGCCCCUCGAGUUUUUAUCUUCAGAGCUGACAGGAUUUGCUGCUUUCCCCCUUAAUUAAGAAUCACGGUACUCAAAUUCAGUUACUCAGACGAGAGGCAUAUAAUAAGCAACCCAGAAUGCUUAUGAAGGAAUAAAGGUUAUAGAAGCACAUGGCCUUAGCUCCUGAAUUGUUCUUCCCCAGGGACAGAAGGGCUGCUUCCAUUCACAUCCAACGGAAACCCCUGCUGUGAUUUUUGUAAUUUCCUGUAGACCCACCCCCUCCCCUGCCACAGCCACCUAUAUUUUUGCCACCACCAAAGCAAGGUAAAUUUUCUAGGGGCUGCAUGUGGCUUGGGGAAUUGGUGGAAACUAUCAUGCUGGGGUAAAGAAGCUUUUUGGCCCUGGGAGCAGAUCUGAAGGUGGAGGUUGUAAGGAGCUGCCAUGGGGCAGUUAAGGAGCAGCGCUGGGAGGGAGUCGUGGUUUCUGCCGCAUGGCUCCUUGAGUGUAGAGGAUCCUGAGCACACUUUGCUUGGAAGGGAAGCAACUUCACACACCUUGUCUUUCACUCAGUGACUACGAAGGAGCAAGAAUUAACAAAUCAAACAUCACAGACCAGGUUCUCAAACUUUUUUCUCAGAAUAUAAAUUAGCUCACCCCACAUCAGAUUUUUUAUUGAUAAUAAAUACAUUGGAAAACACAAAGAAACAACUCCUAGCAGUGCUUGAAUUAUAACACAGAACACAACUUCUAUAUAAUAUGGUCAUGAGACACCCAGAAAGUAUAAAACAGUCCAGCUUCAUAAGAACAUGAAUCAUUUCCAAAAUGUAAUUAUAAACGAGCCUCUUUCAUCUGUGCCUUAAGUAUGAGUAAUCACAUUUAUAUUAGGUGUAGUUUGAGACAAACAAACUCAUCUCUUCAACACAAAGAAGCCUUUCUCUUUUCUGAUCUUUCAUAUUUGUCAGAGUUCAAAAUCCCUGUUCACAACAAUAUGUUGUGGAGAACUGUAGAAAAACAGCCAGUGCUCUCACUCUCAUUUUAAAAAGAUAUCCAUAUUCUGCAUUUUAUUUUAUUUUUUAAGUUGAUACUAUGCUACACUGAAACGUUGGAAUGUUUCUUUGAUUGCCCUUGAAUCUUCCCACCGCACUUCCCAUCCUCUCCUGGCACACCCGUGUGGCAAGGCCUGCCCUUUGAGAGCUACUGCCACAGACCAAGCACUUGUCCUGCUUAGAGGUGCAGUAUUUUGUUUGUUGUGAAGAUGAAGAGUGUUGUUUGAUGUGUAAAAUCAGCUUGUAUUGAGGUUCAAUGCAGUCCUGAAGCCAGUGGAGAAGCCAUGUUAGGCAAAAGACCUUUCUAAUGGAGCAGGCACAACAUUACAGCUGCCCAGCAUGCAGGACUCUGUAAAUCCAUUCAUUGUGUAGCCCCUGAGGAAUAUUAAACAAGCGCAAUGUUGUGUAAUGCCAGUGGCUGUCUUGUUAGCUAGGAGCAUAUUAUUCAUUGGCUGCUAAAAAAAGGACACAAGUCCAGAUUUUUCAUUCCCUGUCAUUGGGGAACGAUCCUUAUUUUUGUUUUAUAAAUGAUCCUGGCAAGAUGUGAAAUCACGGUAGGAAUAAGACAGCAAAUGGUUCAUUUCUUUCAGUUUGGCCUUGGACUUAGGGCUUUAACAUCUGGAAAUGCAGCCUAACCAGCCUGGAAAGUUUGAGGCAGUGGCCAGGCCUCUUGACCCAGCAAGGAACUCAUCUCUCCCCUGGUGCUCCUUUCCUUGGGCGGAAACGGGAACACAGUCCCAAAAUAUUGCAGAGGGUGGGGGUGAGGAGAGUGGAAAGUGCCCCCCAACCUGUUUUUAACAUAGUAGAAUGAAGGCCCAAACCCCAAAAAUAAUUGAGCUGAAAAUGAAAUACACAUGGAUGAUGCAACUCUUGAGUUUUGGCCAUUUGAGAUUAUACGCUACCUCCCUGAUGUCAGUCGCUUAACUUAGGAGACUAUUUGCUCUCUGAGUUCCCUGUUGCAGUGGCACUGGAGGUAAUAAGCCUUUUACUGCUUUUAAGCCUUUUACUGUGUUGUAAAUAAAAAUAUGCCCUUUUCCCUUAUGGGGUAUCCAAGAGCCCAUAUAGAGUCCUUACAUAGGUUCUCUAUUGGUAGGAGAAAAUAACAGAGGCCAACCAGAGAAUAUUGAGAAGCAAAGCAGCUAGUAAGCCUAGCAAUCUUUAUUGAUCUGUUGCAAAGCUUACUAGCUGCUUUGCUUCUCAAUAUUCUCUGGUUGGCCUCUCUUAUUUUCUCCUACCGAUAAGGAACCUAUGUAAGGACUCUAUAUGGGCUCUUGGAUACCCCAUAAGGGAAAAGGGCAUAUUUUUAUUUACAACAACUGCUCUUUAAAUACAGGCUUAAAAAUGAAUUCAGAAUUUUAAUCUACAGUAAUAAGAUCGAUCUGAGCAUAUGGAGAUUGCUUCAGAGUAAAAAUGCAUAGAGUUGCCCUGCCUAAGCAUGGAACUGGCAUUAUUAUCUGAAUUAGUGCAGGGUUGUGAAUGUACAGUUGUCGCAUAGCUUUUGAGUCCUCAUUGCAUUAGAAUGAGGUUUACACCUUUCCCUGGAUUUGCUUAGAUUUUUAAUCUGUCUCUUGAGUUCAAGGUGAGCAGAGCAGAAUGCAUGGUUCAUAAAACACACACAUAUACACACAUACUGACGGAUGUUUAUCCUCACAACAGGAGGUAGUUUAGGCUGAAAAGAUGUGACUGUCCCAAGGCUAUCCCAUUAGCUUUGUGGCUGAACGGCUAUUUGAAUUUGGUCCCUUGACUCCUGAUCCCAACAAUCAUAAUUUCUACACCCAGAUUGUAGUUUAGAGUGUCAGAUGCUAUUCUUUCAGAAAACGUUAUUAAGCCCUGCUGCUAGAUAGGAUUGCAGUCAUGAAUAAUAAUAACUGGUAAUUUCUAUAAUUGUGGACCCUGGAAAAAAUGAGCAGGGAAAUUGUUAUUGAUUGCACUGGUAAUUACCUGGUUUUAGGUUAACAUUUCUCCCGGUGAGUGCCGGUCUGUAGAGAGGGGGAGGGGGUGUAACGCUGCUCUUGGCUUUACGCAAAAUAAAACACAUGUUGUCUUCUUAAAAGUAUCCUCUCCAGUCAGUCUGCUAAACUGCUCUCCAGCCCACCUGUAAAAUAAAUUAUGUAAUGACUUUUCCCGGAGCGUUUUAGAUAGAUAUAACAGCAUAUUAGAAGGGCUGAGACCACAAAACCCUUGGAUGCUAAAAGAAGCUUGUUAGCCAGACUUUGCGUGUGAGGGUGAUUGCCCCCUGUUUCGCUUUCUUCAUUUAUUAGUGGAUUUACAGGACAGCCGUUUGAAGUAGACUAGUUUCUUAAGAAGUUGUCUUCACAUGCAUGGGUUUUCUGAUGGAUUGCUGCUAUUUCUGCUUCAGAUUGAGCACAUGCAGGCAGGUAGAAUUUAGAUAGGAAGAAACUGGAUUUGCUACUAAGCAGAAAGGCAUUAGCUUAGCAGAAGAAGUUGUCUUUCUGCACCAGUUAAUUAUUUCUGGCUUUGGCAAUGCCCAGUAUAAGUGCCUCCAUAAGGGGCAGGGGGGAAAUUGUGACCUUGCAGCAGCAGCAGCAUUGUGUGUACCUGUGGGGCUGCCACAGCUCCCCUGGAGCUCCUCUGGCCUAAUGACCACAGCACUACCAUCCGGACAACAUCCACUGUUGCCUCCUCAUCCUCCCUGCCCCAAGCCAUCACUUCCAAAAGAGAUGGUGUGCCUCAGGCAAAUGACUUUAAUAUUGAAUGGACUUAGGAGGCAGCCUUGAUACUGAACAGCCAGACUGCGCUCUUUGGGAACGUGGAAAUGUGUGCCUGCAGUUGCCCUCCUGCGCAGCCAGGCUUCCUGCCUGGAACUGACUGGAUAGCACCUGGAGUAUAUAAAAAUCCAGUCUUCCUUCUAAAUUUCAUUUAGAUUCCGCCCGCUUUUCUAGUCCUCAUUGUUGUGAAAAAAAAGUUUGAAAAUAUAUGUAGAACUAAAGUGGUAACAGCAGGAAAAAAUAUGCAGGGAUUGGAACUCAAAAGUUUUGGAUGUUGGUAUUCUCUAUCUCUUCCCCCCUCUUUCUUUCUUUCUCCUUAAUGUUAGAGGCCUAUGAGUUGUGUCUCCCCACCCCUUCAAAAAAAGCUCAACAGUUUCUAUGUUACUCUUGUAUCAUCAUAUGUUCCAGCAUAUGGUGGGGUUUAUGUGCUUUUUUGCGGGGGAUUUUUUGCAGUCAAGCAGUAUACAAAAUUGUAUUAAAGUAAUGAAUAAAUUUCAGCUAGAAACUUACCUACUCCUGAGCUGUAUAUUUCCCUGCUUGCAAAUCUAACCUUUGACAAUUUUCCUAUAUGUUGUUUUGCUUACGUGGACAAGUUCAUAUAAUGCUGGGCAGCAUCAGGUUACACAGCCUGUGGUCCUAUUGAACCUGGUAAGACAGAAUCCCAGGGGGGUUGGAGCUUUACAAUCCCCAAUCUUGGGUUGGGGCCCCUAAUCUUUUCCAGAGGUUCAGGGCUGCAGUGAGCCUUCUCUAGGCCAGUGACACAUAUUCACUCAGCCAGAAUUGACUCUCUUUGGCUGCCUUAACCUCCUGCACCAUCUGCCCAUUUCAAUGAAGUCUGUAUUGAUUGUGGAAAUUAAGAUAGCUUACAAUGUAGUAGAGAAUAUUACAGCUUUCUCCAUAGUGUUUGGGACUCCCACAUUGGAGAACGGCUCAUCCGAGAACACGCAGUGCAACUGCUUUCCCAGAGCAGGCUAGAUGCCUAGAAAUUCUCAUAACUUGAGUGCUUCCUUUUCCUUGGCUCAAUGCAGAGAUUACUGAAGAAAAAGCAGUCUUGUUUCCUAACUUAACAAAUAUUUUGCUUCCCAACCCCCCCCCCCCGGCGGGUGUGUAAUGUUCAGGAAUCUUGUUUCUAAACUGGUACAUAUUGGUGACACAGUUUGUUUAAGGUUUGGCUUUUCUGGUGAGGCCUUGAGUGAAGUUCUUAGGAAAAGGUGCCCAUGGAAGCUUGCCCUUCCUCCAAAUAACUCUAGUGCUCUGUCUCUUUCAGGUGGUUGGCAUUGGGGCAGGGCAGCAGUCCCGAAUCCAUUGCACCCGACUGGCUGGAGACAAGGCAAACCACUGGUGGCUCAGGCAUCACCCCCGGGUGCUCUCCAUGAAGUUCAAAGCGGGAGUGAAAAGAGCGGAAAUCUCUAAUGCUAUUGACCAGUAUGUCACAGGGACCAUUGGAGAGGUAAGCCUGGGGGCACUUGGCGAGAGGCAAAGUCCAGAAUCUGUUCAGGAAUGGUGCUUGCAUUUAUACCCCUUUCUCCAGGGAGCUCAAGGUGGCUUACAUGAUUCCCCCUGCUCCUCACUUAAUCCCUACAACAAUCUUGUGAGGUAGGUUAUGCUGAGAGGCAGUGACUGGCUCAGGGUCACCCAGUGAGGUUCUUGGCCGAACCAGGGAUUUGAACUCUGGCUUCCCAAGUCUGGCACUCUGACCACUAGGCCACGUGCAACCUCUGCUCACAUAGGAGGCACCUUGGAAUGCUUACAACCCUGCGAAAGCUCUGCGCCUAGGGCUGCCUUAUUCAAAUAUUCAGUAGGAUAGCCAAAGCCUAGGGAGAAAGGGAUGUGCCUUGCAUAUUCAUGUACUUGGGAUGGGAGCUCUUGGUUGUGAUUGCCAUGGCUGGAUCUAUGUGCUGUUAGUUAUUGAAGCUGUAAUUCUCUGUUGCUUUUAUAUAGUACUUAAUUACAAAAAACAACAGUAUGAAAAACAGGCAAGUUUGUUCCAAGUGCAUUAGACUUCUUAGGGUAGAGCCCCCCCCCGCAAGUUAGAUGAUCCUUGGAAGCCUCAGUAAAAAGGCCAGGCAUCUCCACAUUUCUCAGAGGCAGACAAUACUCCCAUCAUGAAGUGCAUCUGAAAGGUAAGGGUCAGAUUCAAAUAAAACUAGGAUCAGUAUCAAGUGUCUUCCUUCCAGAUCUGGGUUAUCAUAUUUAUCACAUCAUAUUUAUCAACUGAUAUUUCAGAAGAUCCAACCGGGUACCUUUAUAGCUGCUUCCACGAGAAGGUCUGGUUCGUAAAGAGGGAAGGUUCCUAAAGACUUCAAUCUGAAGUACCAGAAGAAAUUAAGUCAGAGCUGCCGCCUAGUUCUCAUCAGAGAUCUUUAAGGGAAUAAAAGGACCACGAAUGGCAACUCUCUGGUUGAAAAGCUUGUGCCGAAAGCAUUAAAAACAAAUAUCCAAAUUUGAACACUGCCCCCACCCCCUUUAGCUGCAGAAGGGUGUUUGACUUCUUAUUACUUGAAUGCUUCUCUGGCAAGUUCAGGGCUUCCACAAACGUUGCAUAACUUGGUAAACUACACACUCCUUCGGAAUGCAAUAAAGUCUGAAUGCAAUAAAGCAAACAGGGAUGUGGUUAAAACAGACAUUCUGCAAAUCAUGUCAGAAGUCUGAUUGCUUCCUUGGGGCAAACGGCAGCUGGAUCAGUGGCACUCAAGACAGAGGACAGUGAGCCAAAAUCCUGUUUUGUUAAAUGUUGUGUUGGGCUCCUUGUACUAAACGGUCUGUUUGGGUGCUUUGAUGUUUACUCACUGGCUGGAGUAGCAGAAAAUAGGCCAAGCAAAGCAAAUGACUGAAAUGAGCAGGGUGCUUUGUAGCAGGAAGCUAUAAGGGUACGUGUGUGCAUUAGUUUAAACAACAAAGGAACCAGAGGGGCUUAGAAUUUAAUAAACCUCCGAGUACAAAUUUUGUAGCAAGGUGUUUUACGUGGCUGUGACCUUCCAGUGGGGAACUUGGAGAAAUGUUUGCAUUCUUGUCACUGUAUUUGCCUGCAUUGUUGAAUUAGAUGCCAUCAAUGAAGCAGGUGAAUUUUUAAAAUGCCCCUUUGCAGGAUGAAGAUCUUGUCAAGUGGAAGGCGCUGUUUGAGGAAGUCCCAGCUUUGCUAACUGAGGCAGACCAAAAGGCAUGGAUUGGGAAACUGAACGGAGUCUCGCUCAGCUCUGAUGCUUUCUUCCCUUUCAGGGAUAACGUGGAUAGAGCAAAGCGGGUAAGGCUGUGGAAUUGGGGGUAGGGGGGUGACUGUGACUCUUAAUGACUAGCAGGCCUGAGGAGAAUAUGUCCAGUUAGCUGCUCUUGCUCUGCAUGCUGGCUCCCUAAAGUCUGUUUUGUAGGUUACGGUUGCAAGUAAGAGGUAUCAAAGUGGAAGCAGGAGUUGCUGUAGGGAAAUUUAGUCCUGACAUGCAUUUCAGGAAAAGCUGGUGAUACUUACUCAAACUCGGACAGGUUGCAAUUCUCAUCUUUCAGCACCUUCCAAAGAGAAGAUUCACCACCCUUAGUAUCCUCUCUGACCUCCGUUUAGGACAAUCUUCCCUAAAAGUGGUUGACAGCUUUUGUGGGCACCCCAUAUGUGCAGAAUUGUGCAACAGCUAAUGAAAUGGUUCAACAAAGCUGAUUUGUUUUUGUCUCCCUCCUCCUUUUCUCUCAGAGUGGAGUCCAGUUCAUUGCUGCCCCUUCUGGUUCAGCAGCUGACCAAGUUGUGAUCGAAGCCUGUGAUGAGCUGGGAAUAACUCUAGUUCAUACCAGCCUCCGUCUCUUCCACCACUGAAGCUUCCCCAUGUUGCCAGACAUUCCUCCUUGCUCAUUUGCUUGUCUCUUUGCUUGUGGAAGCAUCCUCAUUAACGGGUUCUUGCUUGCUUUCUAAAAAGCCAGUCUUCAUGGGAACAUUUCACUUUAUAUUCUACAUAUGAUACCAAUUGCUUUGAGAAAACUAAAGUAGCUAGCCUCUGAUGCAUUUCUUGAAAAAUUAAUGGACAAAAGUGUUUGUCACUAAUGUGUCUGAAGUCAAAUUCUUUAUGCAUUCAAGGCGUGGACAUUGGUUUUAUUGGCUUUUGCAGUAUGCAGAUAAUCAGCUGGGCAUUGUAUGUAUGGGAAGCAGAUAAUCAUUGUACUUUGAUAUUAAAAUACCACAUUUAAUCUCAUAAUAGUCUCACCCCCAUUUUUGCGGCUCUAAAGUGGGUUCCAGUGCUUUCCCCACAUAAUAGUUGCAGGGUAUAAUUUGACAGCAGGAGGAUCCGUGGAGCUGGGCUGCCGAUGGCCUUGAUUGCUGGCUAUUGACUGGGAAGGGCAUUCAACCCGGGUGCCAGACUGCUUUUGCCUCUCUGGGUCCCUCCAUCUGUUCAUGCCUCUGGGCGCGCGAGCUGCCGGAGGCCUGUGCAAACUUGGCAGGCGUGGAAUUCCAGCGCCCCACAACUUGGCUCACACCCAACCGCUGAGGCCUGCGUCUCCUCCUGCCCACACUCUGGGACACGACGGCUUCCACCCACCUUGACGGCUUCCAGCCAUUACCGUAAUUCACUACAUAAUGGUUGCAACCCCCCCUUUUUUGGGGGGGAGAGUAUUAAAAAUGCAGCAAUGAUGCAGUGAAAUAUGGUAUUUCUAUUGCACUCUUCGAAGAGCAAGUUACAAUUGCUAAUAAAAUAGUUAAAACAAAAUGUAAUGCAUCAGCAAGGAUUAACAAUAUAAAAUGGUAGCAAGAUAAGUAAACUUCACAGCAGUGGGAAUGGAGGCAAAGGCCUGGGUGGUGGUUUUAAAUUGGUGCCCAAAACUUAGCACUGUACAGACAGGAUAUUCUGAAUUUGGGGUGCCUGACCCCUAGUGAUGUUCACUGGCCACUCCGAUUGCAGCUUCUUCUGCGGUUUCUCCUAUCAUGGUUAAAUAUGAUGAGGUGACUGGCAACUACAAAACUUACUGUGCACCCUCAGCAGACGUUACCUCCACAACAGCUAAACCUCUUUUUUAAAGGGAUGGAAGGAUUUAUAGACCUACAAGCAUGGAAGAAGCUGCACUCACACGGAUAAGUGAGAAUUUGAAGGGGGUCCGGCACAAGUAAUAUAAUACAUGUUGAGUAAAUUUAUAGAAUAAAUGUCGUAGUUUGUAGCCAUGCUGUUAUAAGCAACCACAAUACAUUCUUUUGUUAACAAGGGGUUGGGGAACAACUGCAGGAGGAUCUGCAACAACUUUGGUGUGGGAGUGUCUGAAGCUUUAUCGGGCUCCUGUAUCCUUAUUCUCUGUAUUCUGUACUAGGUACACCAACUUGUGGUCCGACUAUAAAUAUGUUAAACUCCAGCACUUGCACCGGGACAUCAAGAUGCUCUGUGCAGCUUCUUCUACUCUACAUACUCUCACAUAAGACCAGGAGAGAUAAAGACUUGAAGAAGCUGAAGCCUCAUCUUUCUAAAUGUUUGUUUCCCUUUUCAGAACUCUGAAAUCAAAACAGUGAGCUACAAUAAAAAGAUUUGCCUUAUGCUUAGUUGGAAUUAUUAAAUGUGAACUGUCUUUGGGGAGGUGUAUUAUAAAGUGAUGGAAAUAACUUCUGCCAUGCUGACAGCAGAAUAUGUGGUAAGAGUAGGUAAUUUUCACUGCCAAGGGGGAGGAAACUGGCAGCAUGGUUUCUGCGUGUUUGGUGGUUUAUUAAAAAUGUCUCCACUGUGAAAUACUCUGAAGC